Hippocampus comes (tiger tail seahorse) is the source of this 920-nucleotide messenger RNA. RefSeq lists its product as uncharacterized. NCBI's taxonomy places the organism in Eukaryota, Metazoa, Chordata, Actinopteri, Syngnathiformes, Syngnathidae. Gene Ontology annotation, molecular function: channel activity. The transcript is spliced from 3 exons. Gene Ontology annotation, cellular component: pore complex. Gene Ontology annotation, biological process: monoatomic cation transport; cytolysis in another organism; pore complex assembly. Bases 16 to 858 code for a protein of 280 amino acids. The record is from RefSeq and is a predicted model, not a curated record.
GACUUCCGUGCAAAAAUGUCCCCCAUCCGGUUGCGGGCCGGUCCGUUUGGGCACGGCGCUCCGGUCGAGCUGGACCUCGCCGAUAUGUCGCGAAGGUGCGGCGCUAACCGGAAUGCCAGCCCAACCGGCAAAACCGCCAACACACAAAAGCCCGUCUGUGUUUACGAGCGCGGCGACGUUUGGUCCGACCGCGCCCCGCCGGUGGGCGGGGUCAAAGGCGGCCCCGCCGGCGGCGGAGAAGGCAGCGGCGGCGGCGAGCGUCCGCUCGGCAGUUCCCAAGCCAGCAAGCGCCCGUGCCGUCCUUCCAGAAGUCCCGAUUACCGCCCAUCCAUGGAGUCCGCCGAGGCUUUGGCGGCCAACCAGAAGAGCCGCAGGAACGUCACCAUCGAGAUCACCAAUCUGACCAACGGCUUUGUCCUCAGGCGCCCCAGGGUGCACCUAGAGAGCGGCGACUGCCACAGCCCCCCGCAGCCCACCGUGCGGCCCAUGCGCACCGAAGUGUGCAACUUCAACAAGACGGACGCCGCCGCCUCGGGCGCGGUGGGGGUGCUCACCUAUGAAAUCCACGAGCGUGGGUCGGCCGCCGCCAAGCUGGCCAUCAUGUUCUCCGUGCCUUACGACUUCACCUUCUACAAGAGCUGGAUGGGUGUGGGCAUCUUCCCCACCGACCGCGAAACCGACGGCAAGCUCUACAAGGAGAUGUAUGAAAACAAGGAGCAGAGGGGCUUCGUGCGCCAGCUAGCCAACGGCAACGGCCUGACCUACGAGAGCGGCAAGAUGGACGUCAAGGUCAACAUGUCGCCCUUGGGCAGGGCCAUCAUGAAGGUGGAGCUGUGGGACUUGCACUUCCACCCCUGAGGGCCAACGCCGCAAAAGUGCGCAGAGGCCCCGCGGCCACCAGGUCAAUUAAAAAAAAUAAU